Molecule: messenger RNA, 1078 nt
Organism: Daphnia carinata
Lineage: Eukaryota; Metazoa; Arthropoda; Branchiopoda; Diplostraca; Daphniidae
Exons: 2
Coding region: 221-592 (123 amino acids)
Source: RefSeq, a predicted model, not a curated record
UCGGAGCAAGUCAUAGAAACAUCAUCCGCAUCCAGAGUCGGACACAUCGGCGACCGACGACGCGCUCCCGCUCGUUUUGCUUUUGGUCACACGCAUGCCAUCUUGUCAGUUGGCUGCUGUUGCUGCUCCACCGCCAUCUUGAGAUCUCAAUCGUAUUUUCUCUUUUAGACCAAAACACACACACACAAAAAAAGGAAAAAUCACUUUAUACAAAGGCGAGAUGCAGGUCAAAAGUCUAACAAUCUGGUGGAUAAUGCUCCUGGUUUGCGGCAGCUACAUGGCGUCUGGAACGGUGGCUGCGCAUCGAGCCCGCCACGGCGGCUGCAAUUUCCGCAUCGUCCGCGACAUCAUGCGCCGGGCGUGCGCUUACCACUCGUCCGAGAAUUCCCAGCUGCUCGGACUCGACGAACUCGGCCCGACGUCCGUCGGCCGGUCGUCCAACAUGCUGGAUGAAGUGGUCGACAAACACCACCACGACCACCAGUCGGGCAGCCGAGUCAAAAAGGAGAUCGAGUUACUCUACAUCCGCCGCAUUCUCAAAGAGUGCUGUCCCAACGAAGGCUGCCCGCCGCUGUCGAAAUUCUGCCGCUAGGGAAAAAAAGCCCACAUCACAGGUCGAAGGAGAAAAGAUUUCGUCCACUGUAUAUCUAGCAGCGUCGUUGUUGAUUUUCCAUUAAAAACACCAACACACGAAGAAAAAAACACGCACACAACAAAGAAGAAACUACACCACACACACACACACACGCACAAACACAACACACACGCAAAGUUACUCUUUUGCCAACGUGAGUCCGGAAGAAGAACUACAAGCCGCCGUGAAGAUAAAUUCUUAACCCAACGAAGAAAAAAAAAACAAAAAACAAAAAAGAAAAAAAGGAGUUGUACAGAUCUACCAUUACUACGGCUACGAAACGUGUCAAAAGAGUCGACUCAUAAGGUAGAAACAAUUUCAAAGGAAAAAUUGAGAAACGUGAAACAAAACAAAAUCCUUUGCCAAAACACGCUCCCUCCUGGUUAGUGUAUGUGUUGCCCAAUCUUGUUCAAAUAUCUCUAUUUAUUCCUGCCUGUCUGAAAA